UAUGUAAUGUGUUCUUGUUGUCCAUUUUCAUUAUACACCCAACAGUUAUUAAGUUAAUGUAAAGCUGUAGGUGGGCUAGGGAGUUUUAUUGGAAAAGGCAAUCAUUUUAAGUAGCUUAGCUGAUCUGUUAUGGUCCUUUUUGUAAUCACCAACUGCAAUAUGUCAAUGCUGUAAUUUCAUAUGCAUAUUUCUCCAUGAAUGUACCCAUUUUGGUGCUCGCUCGGUGCCUUGAAUGUAACCGAAGUCCAGUGCUUUUAUUUUGUAAUGGCGUCGCCGUCGCAGCGCCUCACCGGUGAGAACAGCCUGGCUGAGAGGGAUUACCGGGGCUGGUUUGUCCUCGCCUGCAUUAAAGCUAGAGCUGCCGCAGCUGCACACACAUCAAGAGGCUCUCCUUCACCUCCUCACUGCAGCUCCCACCGACGGCAGGUCUACUGGAUGGUGGAGCCAUUUCUUCUUUUUUUUUACACACAGCGGGAUCGGUGCCCGGUUCUACACAACGGGACAUAACACGGACAUACUCCGAAUUUCACCCGUCUACGUCGAGCCGUGUCGAGAUGAUGCACUGAGGAGAAAACGGCACAGGCUCCCCGGUUGUGUUGAUCCUGAGGCUGCAGUGAACGGAGGGGGGAUUGCGGUACAACAAGGUUAAUAAUCAGCAUCAGUAAAGGUCUUCUCUGUGAGCGGGAACCGACUUGAAAGAGUGAAUCUUGCCCCUGUGCGGGGGGAUCGGCGGAGAAAUAGAGCUAUAAAAAUUAUGGCCACCCUACUGCGGAAGAUCGGUCUGAUCCGCCUGCACGACCGAGACACCGAGGACCCAAAGCACCACCAGGGUUCGUUAAAGGGGACCAAAGGGAACCAGAAAAACAACGCCAACAAACACUGUCAGACCGCCAACGAAACCAACAUCCUGAGCACCCCGGAGAUUAAGGCGAGGAAGCUGGACCAGCACGGCAAGGACAAGCCGUCCGGCAAGGAUAAGCAGGGCAAGGAUGCAAAGGAGAAGCAGCAGACGGGAGGAGGCGGGAGUAAAGCGACCAGUGCCUCCUCGAUACCACCGCUGGCGCCUCACCGGCAACACUGCACCCAGGUCCGAACGCGGAGGCUGAUGAAGGAGCUACAGGAGAUCAGGAGGUUAGGGGACAACUUCAUCACGGUGGAGCUGGUGGAGGACAACCUGUAUGACUGGAACGUCAAGCUGCACCAGGUGGACAAGGACUCGGCGCUGUGGCAGGACAUGAAGGAGACCAGCACCGAGUUCAUACUGCUCAACGUCACCUUUCCCGAUAAUUUCCCCUUCUCGCCCCCGUUCAUGCGGGUCCUGACGCCCCGGUUGGAGAACGGCUACGUGCUGGACGGCGGGGCCAUAUGCAUGGAGCUGUUGACCCCCCGCGGAUGGUCCAGCGCCUACACGGUGGAGGCGGUCAUGAGGCAGUUUGCGGCCAGCCUAGUAAAAGGACAGGGGCGUAUAUGUAGGAAAUCAGGGAAGUCCAAGAAAGCUUUCAGCCGUAAGGAAGCUGAGGCUACCUUCAAGUCCCUGGUGAAGACCCACGAGAAGUACGGCUGGGUGUCCCCGCCCGUGUCCGACGGUUGAUUGCUCGGCCUCCGACCCUCCGACACCCGCGCUAGCCGGACAAAACCCAGCUAGCCCCGACACGCAAAACGACACACCACGCUAACUCAACAAUCUCUCAUCUUCACCUUUUGCUGUUUCACUCAAGAGUUUUUUUUUUUUUUUUUUUUUGGGGGGUCGGUUUUGUGUCUGUGUUUUUUGACAUUUUUUUGUCCUCAUCUCCACCAAAACUCUCGGAGAGCAGACGCGCCGCCACCAUCGUCACUCCCCCACUAAGAAAGCGACUUUCGUUCCCCUCCCUCUCGCCCAGGGAGGUUCUUUCCCCCAUUUCGGAAAGACCUGAGAGGGAGGUGUGUGUGUGUGUGUGUGUGUGUGUGCGUGUGUAUGUUUGUCACUCCAUUGGACAUCAGCAGGGAUUGUGUGCACAUACAUCGGAGUGUGCGUUACUGUCAGUGGAUUUCUUUAAAAUUUUCUUAACGCACACCCAUGCAUGUGCAGUCGGAUAAAUCGGACAGUGAGGACUUUUCCACCUAUGUGAAAGACUACUGAAUGAAGGAAACUCAUCCCCCCUCUCCUGUCCCCCCCCUCUCUUCACCCCUCACUCCCCUCUUCUCCACUGCACUGAACUGGCGUCACUUCCCACCGUCUCUCUCUGUAACUGUCGGGUCAUUUACAUAUAAAUGAAGCUGUUAAUGUUUAAUAGACGGGCAGCGCACUGGCGUUUAUACUCACUUCAUUUCCCCUUUCUUUCGACUGUGCCGUUGCUCACAGUUCAAUGCAACAUGAAGAUUGUAUUUUACAUGGAGCUGUGCUCUCUCUCUUUCUCUCUUUCUCUCUCUAUCUCUUUCUUUAGCUCACUCGUUCACUUUGUUUCUCUUUCUCUCUCUCCGUCUCUUGUGGCUAAAUUUAGAGCUCACUGUUGCGUAGAUGGAUAUUGAUUUCUAAUGGAGAAAUAAAAAGUCACAUGUUGCUGUAUGCAGAGACUAUGUAUGAUAAAUAGAUUGACAGUCAAUCACCUCUCUUUCUUUCUCUCUCUACUCUCAUCUUAUCGUGUGUGUGUGUGUGUGUGUGUGUGUAGGAGAGGAAUAAGACUGUAAUUCCCAUGAUUUAGAUACCAGAUGGUACAGCUGAAGGCCAGGCCUCAGUAUGUGUGUGUGUGUGUGUGUGUGUGUGUGUGUGUGUGUGUGUGUGUGUGUGUGUGAGCAAGGGAGCCAGCCCUUUAAACAGAGAACAUGAUUUACUGUGAAUGACACUAAGGCCUAAAGGGAGUGCUGUUUUUGUUAAAUUACUCGUCGCCGUCUUGUUCCACUUUCUAUGUCCGCUCCUGAUUAUUACUACUGUAAACACGUGUGCGGUUGUGACUGAGUAUCUACGUGUACAUAGCCUCGUCUGUCUCUCUCCGAUCCAUGUAAAGAACUAAAGGUCAGUAGAAUUUACGCUUUGGAAAUAUACACACACACACACACACACACACACACACAAGCUCGCCCACACAGCCACACACAACAAACACACAGACGCUCGUGCGCACACCUGCGGCCUUGGCGGCGGCGGUAACGCCCGGGAAUGAAGACAGACAUGCUCGAGCGCCGCCAUGGAUGGAGUGGUGCUUUAAAUGAGCGUAGGCUUCAGAGCCCGCCUGACUGAUGUCUGCUGAAAGAGGGAGACCGAGAAGAAGUAGAACAGAGGGAGAGGAGGGAAUUGUGGGAGCUUUGAUCACCACCGACUGCUUCUCGGAAAUGUCAGGUGGCUUGCAAAAUGGCCGAAGACAGAUAUUAUUUGCUCUACCCGCUGUGAUUACUGAAGAGACACGCAGUUCCAACCUUUAAAAAGACUUUAGAAAUAUCUAAUAUUAGCUCUACGGCUGCAGCAACGUCGUUCUCAAUCAACUCGGCGCCUACUAGCCACAGACUAUCCGUCCGUCCGGUCCAGUGGGCACCUCGUGUGUUUGUUUUGCUAUCUGCCAGUUAAAUGUCAGAGGGAAAGCUGCUAAUUGGUCUGACAUUUCAGCAGAGCGUCAUUAGAGAAGAGCAGCUGAGAGCAGAAGGAUGGAGGAUGUCAAACCUCCCGCUCUGCGUUGACAUUUUGUCACUUUCCGCUCCUUCCCUGUUUUGUUUUUUGUUUUGUUUUUUUUGGGGGGAGGAGGGGGGUGUCAGGGGGUUAGGUGAGGAGAGACAGGGGUGUAGGAGCAGCUCGAUGCCAGUCAGCUCUCAGCCCAACCGUAAUCCUGGAGCAGGAUGUUUAAACCGCUGAGCAGAGGCCGAGCCGCGCUGCCAGCAUGCCGCGUUUGGAUCAGGCCGCCCCGCGUUUCAAAGCCCCCCUUGUGUUGCGUUUGUGGUCGAUAACAAAUGUCCGUCUGUGUGUGAGUAAAUGCGUGUGUUACACUCCCAUUACGAAAAAACGGGCAAAAGAGAAAAAAAAAACGACAAACACACCAUCUGGUAUGUGAUCAUGUACGAAAGCGUGUUAGUCCUCUUUGAAUUUGGCUAGUCAUUUCAGGGUCGAUCGUUUAGUGAUCUCUUGGCUUGUCAGCGGAGAAAACUGUAAACUGAAUUAUUAUUAAGACAAAAUAUCUCAAAAGCUGAGUGUUUGCUGGUUUCAAAAGAAUAAUUUUGUGAUAUAGUUUAGAUUGGUAGUUUGCAGACACUAACUGGGUGAACUGAUUAUGUUGUAUUAUAUCUGCAUGUGAUAUGUGAUUGGUAGCUGUAUAUCUUUUUUCAAGAAAAGCAAGAAAAAAUAGGGGGGAAACAAAAAUGCAAAUGCUUCUCUUUUCUUGUUCUUUUUUUUUCUUUUUGGGGUUCUGUAUUGUAUGUAUAUUUUCUUUCUUUCUAAGCGUCCUAAAAAUGUCACAUUGUGUUAUAUGAACGUUUGUGUUUUAAUUUAUUUGUGGUUUGCCAAAAUGAAGAUUUGAAGCAUGUUGCAGGUAUUGUCACAAGAAAAUGAGAAAAAAAAAACCUUACUAAGAAUGAUAGCCUAUGUAUUUGUGUGAUGGGGGAAGGUGUGUUUAUUUGGGGGGAUUUCAGGGAGUCAAGAAGGACAGAAGGUUGCAAAGCCUCAAGAUUAUAAAGGGAGUAUUUCCUUCAUGGGGAGUGCAUCAAAGUGGAAUCAAGAAAAUUUCUACGCUCCCUUGAAUACUUCCUAGUCCCCUCCAUGAUGUCACUACUGUCCCUUACCCAUUGGUCCUGCUGUAGACAGUGAAUUGGCUUAUGGGCAAUGCAGUCAACACAAAGAUCUGGACUGAAAGUUCCCCCAGUCACAGAUCUAGGAUCAGUAUGACCUCCCUAUGCUUCAAAUCUCACUCGUAAAGGGAAUGUGCACAUCUGACCUGUGAUUAGUUACUCUGGGCAACUUCAUCCCACUCCUGACUCAAGUGUUUGGUUGAGACCGAGGUCUUAAAAGUUCAAAAGGUGAAAGGUCGUUGCAAGACCAAACAGGAAUGUGCAAUAAAAGUUACAGCUUAUUCAAA
This is a messenger RNA of Siniperca chuatsi (mandarin fish), 5036 nucleotides long. RefSeq names its product ubiquitin-conjugating enzyme E2Q family-like 1 (gene ube2ql1). NCBI's taxonomy places the organism in Eukaryota, Metazoa, Chordata, Actinopteri, Centrarchiformes, Sinipercidae. The record is from RefSeq and is a predicted model, not a curated record. The transcript is spliced from 3 exons. Bases 755 to 1591 code for a protein of 278 amino acids.